AUGGAUCUAAUAGCUGAUGUAGGAAUGGACCUUGAUGGUCAAUUUGAGGGUAAUAGCAUGCCGGACUUACAGGUUUUGGGUCAUCCAGAGAUGACCAUGGCCGACAUAAUCAACAGUGGGAAUUUGUCGCAAGAUAUUCCGCAAUCAUAUGCAGAGUUGCCUCCUGCUAUGGAGGUCAAUGUAGACACUGUACAAAGCAAUAUACCCAACAAUCCAGGGCUACCAGAAGAUAGUCAAUUACCUUUGAUGGUCUUCGAUGAUUUUGACAUGGUGAAUCGGGAUAUUACCAUGGAUUUGGGUUUAACGGAAGGGGAUCUUAAAUUUCUUUCCUUACUGAACACCCAAAGCACAUUCUAUGAGAACUGGAUAACCACAGAACAGUUGUCACAAGGACCUCAAUUACAUGAUGUGGAGCAAGCUCAGCUGAUGGACAGUGACGCUUAUCACAAUUCGCCAUUGACGAAUUGGACACCAGGAACUGAUGAUAAUGCAUACAUGGAUCAGGAGACCCAUCUCGAUUCAUGGAUUCACGAAUCAACCAUGGGGUUGAACGAAGCCUGUCCUGAAUUGGUCAUGGCUUUAGCUGCGGCUGGGGCUAUUUUGUCUCCGGUAGAAGCAAUUCAGAAACUUGGAUACGCGUUAUUGGAGAUCGCGCGUCUUCACUUGAAUCAGAAGCUUCAGGCGUAUGUUUUGAUCUUGCACAUGGGACUAUGGAGCGGUCACAAGCGGAGAAUUGAAAUCGCAGAGAGCUUUGGGCAGCCGAUAGUGACAAUGCUACAAAGAGCGUCGAGGUUUAAAGGAGAGGCUUACUCUGCCGUUAGACCAGAAGAAGGUGACCACAGUGAAACCCUUGAGCGAAAAUGGCACGAAUGGGCAGAGGCAGAGUCAUAUAAAAGGCUCGUUUAUCACAUGUUUAUUCACAACAUACAAGCAUAUGUGUCGCUAUCCAUUAACCCAUUGAUAUCUUACGUCGAAUUAGAUCUUCCUCUUCCAUGCCACCGGAAGUGCUGGGACGCAAAAUCUGCCGCUGAGUGGAAAUCUUCUUAUUUUGAGAAUAUCCGCAAUACCCCAGAGCCACUCCCAUCUCUUUCCCGCUCUCUUCAGGAUAUGUCCACUCUCAGCCAAACUCGCAGCCAGCUGGACUUUGCACUGACUGGGUUCCUUUCUGUCCAUGGUAUUUUCACCAUUCUGCGUGGCUUGGUCUUUCAAUCAUGGCAGCACGAGUUACAGCAGAUAUUGGAGGAGCUCGAAAUGGUCAUUGUAGAGCCACUUCAAUCACAUGUUCCAGAGCUAUCUCUUAUCUACCAGGCGGUUUCGUUAUCUCUAUAUAUACCGCUUGGAGAGUUGGAAAUUUUUGCGGGCAAGGACGGUCUGGAACGGUCCAACGACAUCCAUGACGAAUUUAUCAAGCACAUCAGCCCUGCAAAUCUCUGGCAGGCGAUAUGGCACGCAGGACAAGUAUAUCACAUUGUGAAAUUGAUACCCAGCAGGGCCGUUACUGGGUUCUAUGCUACCUGCCUCUAUUUUGCUGCUCUGGCACUCUGGAUGUACAGCACUGUCUCAACUAUAAGGUCCCCAUCUCAGACGAACCGACAGAAUGAUGUGGAAGAGCCAGUAUUAUUUCUCUUAGAUGCUGAAGUUGACGCAAUCGCCCUUCGCCGUUUCAUACUCUCUGGGCACGGAACCCCUGCACUGGGCACUGCAGACGACCCGGCAUAUUUGAAUGAUCAGGCUGCCGUCAUGCGUUGCUUCCGAGAGGUGCUCUGUUCAAACCACCCGGGUGGAACCGUGCAUGGACAGACACGCGCUCUAAACAAUGCGUUUUCUGCACUUGGAAGUUUCAGUGGGAUCAAUGGCUGAGAUGCACGCAUCAUAGAAGUGUAGGGUUGAAACAACGAUUACUCCAAGACUUUUCCAUUGCCUGAUUGCUUUCUCUGCGUACCGCUUGCUGUCUCAUAAUAUGGCUCAACAACCCCAAGCUUCAUUCCGCCAACGUACAAGUGAUUUUCUGAUCACCCGUUGUUCGGAACAGCAACAAUAGGGAUGAAUCAUGCUAUCAUGACCUCUGAACCGAACAUGAAGACAUUCAAUAGACGUCAACAGCCAGAUACAGAGGCUUAUUUUUUCUC
Messenger RNA from Aspergillus glaucus CBS 516.65, 2129 nucleotides. RefSeq lists its product as uncharacterized. Gene Ontology annotation, molecular function: DNA binding; zinc ion binding. The transcript has 7 exons. The coding region runs from base 1 to 1860 and encodes 619 amino acids. The record is from RefSeq and is a predicted model, not a curated record. Lineage: Eukaryota; Fungi; Ascomycota; Eurotiomycetes; Eurotiales; Aspergillaceae. Gene Ontology annotation, biological process: DNA-templated transcription.